Molecule: messenger RNA, 6993 nt
Organism: Anolis carolinensis (green anole)
Lineage: Eukaryota; Metazoa; Chordata; Lepidosauria; Squamata; Anolidae
Gene: duox2
Product: dual oxidase 2
Exons: 34
Coding region: 78-4727 (1549 amino acids)
Biological process (GO): defense response; superoxide anion generation; response to oxidative stress
Cellular component (GO): NADPH oxidase complex; plasma membrane
Molecular function (GO): peroxidase activity; calcium ion binding; superoxide-generating NAD(P)H oxidase activity
Source: RefSeq, a predicted model, not a curated record
AGAGAGAAGCAGCAGCAGCAGCAGGUGAAUGCCCAGGUGAAGAAGGCUCAGAGGGAAGGAAAACAUCUGCUGAAGAAAUGUGGACCAGCCCUAUGAGUCAAGCUAAAAUCAGCCGCUGGGUUUCGCUUUGGUUUGCCCUGGCAGCCUUAUGGCCUACUACUGGUGCUCAGGAGAAUAUUAACUGGGAAAUUCAGCGUUAUGAUGGCUGGUAUAACAAUCUUGUGCAUCACAGGCACAACUCUGCAGGAUCGCUUUUCUCGCGGUUGCUCCCUGCCAACUAUGCCGACGGGGUGUACCAGGCCCAACAAGAACCGGCGGUGCCCACGGCCCGUGAGCUCAGUAAUGCGGUGGCCCAAGGAGACUCCGAAUCCCCUUCUCAGGGAAACAGAACCGUGCUGAGCGUCUUCUUUGGAUUUCACGUUCUCUCUGAGAUCUCCGAGGCCAUCAAGCCCGGCUGCCCGGCUGAAUUCCUCAAUUUGCCCGUCCCCAAAGGAGACCCCGUAUUUGACCCCACCGGCUCAGGAGACGUGGUUUUGCCCUUCCAGCGCAUGCAGUGGGCUCCAGGAACGGGACGAAGCCCCAACAAUCCCCGCGAGCAGAUCAAUGGCGUCACAGGUUGGCUGGACGGCAGUGCCAUCUAUGGCCCGUCCCAUUCCUGGAGCGAUUCUUUGAGAAGCUUCUCGAAAGGAAAACUGGCUGUUGGAUCCGACCCGCUCUUCCCAAAGCAGACCAAGGCAAAUAGCUUGAUGUGGAAGGCUUUGGAUCCGUCCACUGGUCAGGGCGGGAUUGAACGGAUCUUCGACUUUGGAAAUGCGAAAGGAAACGAAAACCCAUUCCUGCAAGUCAUCGGCAUCGUUUGGUUCCGCUACCACAACCACUGGGCAGAAAUAUUGGCCGAAAAAAACCCCAAAUGGUCCGACGAAGAUGUCUUCCAACAUGCCCGUAAAAGGGUCAUUGCUACUUACCAGAACAUUGUGCUGUACGAAUGGCUGCCGGCAUUUCUGGGGAAGGAAAACAUUUCACCUUACGCAGAUUACAACCAGCAUGUAGAUGCCAGGAUCUCGCCUGAAUUUCUGGUGGCUUCAGCUCUCUCUUUGGGCACCAUGGUCCCAUCUGGGGUCUACAUGCGGGACACCAACUGCACUCUCCGAAAUGUGCUUAAUCCAGAGGGAAACUAUUCUGCAGCGCUCCGUCUUUGCAACAAUUACUGGAGCCGAGGGAAUUCCAACCUCCAACUAUCUAAGGAUGUGGACGAUUUGCUGCUGGGGAUGAGCUCUCAGAUCGCUGAACAAGAGGACAACAUUGUGGUUGAAGAUCUCCGAGAUUACUGGUAUGGGACGGUGAAGUACUCCCGCAUGGACUUUGUGGCCAGCUGGAUUCAGCGAGGACGAGACCUUGGCGUAUCCACCUAUAAUAAAUACAGAGAGUUCUUCAAACUUUCCCCUGUUGAGGAGAUCCCUCGGGAGAAUGAUACGGUACUGCACAUCCCCCCAACUCUCUUUGGCACGGUAGCAGCCAUGUAUAAGGACAACCUGGACCGUUUGGAGCUAUCCAUCGGAGGACUAUUGGAAACGAACGGGAACCUUUUCCAUGCCAUCCUUGAGGACCAGUUUCUCCGCUUGCGGGACGGUGACCGUUUCUGGUUCGAGAACAUCAAGAACGGGUUGUUCUCUAAAGAAGAGGUGGAAGAAAUCAAAGCGACUACGUUCGCCAGCGUGGUUGCGGAUGUAACCUACGCUCUUCCGAGCCAUCUCCAAGCAAAUGUGUUUCGAAAGGGGGACGAUGCCCCGUGUCACCUUCCCUGGCCAGUGAAUCGAGAGCAACUGCCCGUCUGUGUCCAGCUCACCAUCCUGGACUAUUUCGAAGGGAGCGGCGCCGGAUUUGGGAUUCUCAUCGUUGCCUUAUGCUGCUUUCCUCUAGUAAGUUUGUUUGUCGCCUGGGUUGUUGCCGCCUUCCGGAGGAGAAAUUUCAAGAAACUGCAGAAGAAGCAAAACCCUUCGGACCGAAGAGAGGUCAACGCGGAAGGAGUCCAAGCCUUUGAAUGGCAGGACUCCAAGACCGCGAGUUGCCCUGUCUAUCUGCAAUUGCAUGAAGGCGGACUGAUCAAGGUUUUCGACAGCAACUUGUCGGUGCUUCGGACCAUCACUCUGAAGAGCCAACAGCCGCUCGAGACCAUCUUGUCUAACAACAAAGGCAACAAGACUUUGCUUCUGAAAAUCCCUAAAGAAUAUGAUCUGGUGUUGAUGUUCAAUAGCGAGGCAGAGUGCAAGGACUUCCUUGGGCAGCUCAAAACCUAUCUGGAAAGAAGUGGGCUUUCUCUCCACAUUUCGGAGAUGAAACAGCAACAGCUGCUCCAGAAAGCAGUGACCAAGAAGCAGAGGAAGGACAUCCUGGAGAUUUUCUUCCGCCAGUCCUUUGCCCAGGUUCUUGACAUUGACAGAUUAGAUGCCGGGGAGCUGAGCCUGGAGGCUUCGCAGAAGGCCAAGGAAGCGCUGAAGUUGGAGCUGAGCCGGGCAGAGUUUGCGGACGCUUUGGGCCUCAAGCCCCAGUCCGUGUUUGUGGACUCCAUGUUCUCUCUUGCGGACAAAGACGGCAACGGAUAUCUCUCCUUCCGGGAAUUCCUGGACAUCUUAGUGGUCUUUAUGAAAGGAUCGCCGCAGGAGAAGUCCAAGUUGAUGUUCCAAAUGUAUGACAUCGAUGGGAACGGCUUCCUUUCCAAAGAUGAAUUCUUUAGGAUGCUGAGAUCCUUCAUUGAGAUCUCUAACAACUGCCUCUCGCGGGAUCAGACCGAGGAAGCCAUCGAGUCCUUGUUCCGGGAGUCCGGGUUUCAAGAUAAGGAGGAACUCACCUGGGAAGACUUCCACUACAUGUUGCGAGACCAUGACAAUGAACUUCGCUACACGCAGCUCUGUCUGAAAGGCGUUCCAGACCGACUGAGACAAAACGCAAUCAAUCGCAUCUCAUUCUUGCACAGAAGUAGAGAAAAUGGGGUCAUCCUAAACCAUGAAACGCCCCCGAUUCCGGAAGGCGAGGCUCUGUCUGGAGAAAACCAGGGUCAAGACCUGCGGAAGAGACCGGUCAAAAAGCCCUCUUUCCCGAAGCCCUUUGUGUACACCGAAGCCCGGCGGGAGCGUUUCCAGAGAAGCAAGGUCCACCUGAAGAUCCAGCAGUUCAAGCGCUUCAUUGAGAAUUACCGGCGGCACAUCAUCUGCGUGGUGAUCUUCUCCGCCAUCACCGUGGGCGUCUUUGUGGAGAGGGCAUACUAUUACGGCUUUGCGUCUCCACCUACGGGGAUUGCGGACACAACCUUCGUUGGCAUCCUCAUCUCGCGCGGGGCGGGCGCCAGCAUCUCCUUCAUGUACUCCUUCAUCCUGCUCACCAUGUGCCGCAACCUCAUCACUUUUCUGCGGGAAACCUUUUUCAACCGCUACAUCCCCUUCGAUUCUGCUGUGGAUUUCCACCGUUGGAUUGCAACCGGAGCUCUCAUCUUCUCAGUUCUGCACACUUUGGGCCACAUUGUGAACGUCUACAUCUUCUCCGUCACCCCUCUCAGUAUCUUGUCCUGCCUCUUCACCAAUGUCUUUGUAAAUGAUGGGUCACAAUUUCCUCCCAAAUAUUAUUGGUGGUUUUUUGAAACCGUCCCAGGCAUGACUGGGGUGCUGCUGUUGGUCAUCCUCGCCGUCAUGUAUGUCUUUGCGACUCACCACUUCAGGCGAAUUAGCUUCCAGGGCUUCUGGAUCACCCACCAUCUUUACGUCCUUCUCUAUAUCCUGGUCAUCAUGCAUGGCAGCUAUGCUCUGAUUCAGCAGCCCCGCUUCCAUAUUUACUUCAUUGUCCCAGCCCUUCUCUACGGAGGAGACAAGCUCCUCAGCUUGAGCCGGAAGAAAGUGGAAAUCGGUGUGGUGAAGGCUGAACUCCUCCCAUCAGGUGUGACGAACCUUCAGUUCCAAAGGCCCCAGGACUUUGAAUACAGGUCUGGGCAGUGGGUUCGGAUUGCGUGCCUGUCCCUGGGGACCAACGAGUACCACCCCUUCACCCUGACCUCUGCCCCCCACGAGGACACCCUGAGCCUCCACAUUCGGGCGGCUGGGCCCUGGACAACCCGCCUGCGAGAACUCUACUCCCCUGAAAGCAUUGCGGAAAUCGGCAAAUAUCCCAAGCUCUACCUAGACGGGCCUUUUGGAGAAGGACACCAGGAAUGGAACAAAUUUGAGGUCUCGGUGCUUGUGGGAGGAGGCAUUGGGGUGACACCCUUCGCAGCCAUCCUCAAGGAUCUUGUCUUCAAGGCUUCGGUUGGCUCCAGGAUCCUGUGCAAGAAGAUCUAUUUCAUUUGGGUGACCCGGACACAGCGGCAGUUUGAGUGGAUGGCUGACAUCAUCCGCGAGGUGGAAGAGAACGAUAAAGGCGAUCUGGUCUCUGUGCAUAUUUACAUCACACAGUUGGCUGAGAAAUUUGACCUGCGGACCACGAUGCUGUACAUUUGCGAGCGGCACUUCCAGAGGGUCCUCAACCGGAGCUUGUUCACAGGCCUUCGCUCCAUCACCCACUUUGGGCGGCCACCGUUUUUCCCGUUCUUCUGCUCCUUGCAAGAGGUCCAUCCUGAGGUGAAGAAGAUAGGCGUCUUCAGUUGUGGUCCGCCAGGCAUGACCAAGAACGUGGAGAAGGCUUGCCAGAAGAUCAAUAAGCGCGAUCAGACCUAUUUUAUUCAUCAUUAUGAGAACUUUUAACUCUUUUCCCAAGCUCCGAUGAAUUCCCAAGAGGCUGGUUCAAAGGGGGCUGUUUGCUAUAUAUAUUCUUCAUCUCACAAGACUGGAGGAACUGGUAUUGGGCCAGGCUGGAAUGGACUGCAAACUCUGCAUUCACAUUUGUAGAUCCUAGAAAAGCUCGCUAAAUUAGUCAGAAUUAGUCCUUUCUCCCACCCUGGAAACCCCACUUGCCUAGUUUCUAACAGACCUCACAACCUCUGAGGAUGCCUGCCAUAGAUGUGGGCGAAACGUCAGGAGAGAAUGCUUCCGGAACAUGGCCAUGCAGCCCGGAACAUUCACAGCAACCCACCAAUAAAUUAUAUUCAGAGUUUGUUCUUGGAAGACGAUGAAUAGAUGGCUUUUUGAUGAAAGCAGGGAUCAAAACAUGUUCUUACUGGACUCAACUGGUUUCUGAGACUGGACUUGGCAGCAUUUAAUCUGUAUAUCUACUUUGAAUUGGAUAAUAUGAGUCUACACAGCCAAAUAAUAAAUAAUAAUACACUUUAUUUGUAUCCCGCCCAUUUCUCUGAUAGGAGCCUCCAGUGGCCUAGGGGAUAAAAGCCUCGUGACUUGAAGGUUGGGUUGCUGACCUGAAGGCUGCCAGGUUUGAAUCCCACCCGGGGAGAGUGCGGAUGAGCUCCCUCUAUCAGCUCCAGCUCCAUGCGGGGACAUGAGAGAAGCCUCCCACAAAACAUCAAAAACAUCCGGGCGUCCCCUGGGCAACGUCCUUGCAGACAGCCAAUUCUCUCACUCCAGAAGCAACUCCAGUUGCUCCUGACACGAAAAAAAAUCUGUAUACCUCUGCUUCAAAGACUUCUUAACUUUGUAUUUUUUGUUCAUCUCUUAACCCAGUUUGUACUUUGUUUCAGCUGUAUUUUUGGAUAGUAUUGUAUUAAAGAUAAUCAUUGAAACUAAAGAUUUGUGUGUAUUUGUACCACUUUGUCAAGAUCUGCGGGACCAAUUAAACAACACUGAAACCAUAAUCUCAAUGGUUUAAAACAGUUUGCAAAAUGGUAUGUUUGUUAUAGCUAUAACGCAGCAUAUUUUGGAUCAAACCCAACACAUAUCCAUUUCUAGAACUUCCACCCAUCUCACAAACUGCUUAUUGGGGGUGUGCAAAGCUUCGGACCUCCGUUUCGUAAUUUGGAGAUUCAUACGAUUUUUGAUCAUUCUGUUUCUUUCUGUCUCUUCGUAUCUCCGUCUCUAACCUUCCUCUGUUGACGUUAUAGUUAGUGGCAGCAGCAAUCCCUACUUUACUAUCUCCUCGGGUGAAUGAUUUCACCACGAACCAUGGCCACAAUAACUGGGAGGUAAUUUAAUCGCGCUAUCUUCUGAAUCACUCUGAGUCUUGGAAAUAAUGAAUGGUUCUUUCAGUUGGGUGUAUCAUAGAUCCGAUGGCUCGAUUUAUUAUUCCAAGGAACCAAAGAAGAAACAGGUUUUAUAAAGUAGUAUGCUUCACGACGCACGUUCUCCUUGGUGAACAUUAAGAUGAUGUGCUCCAUGGCUCAUGAAACCUAGAAGGCAUUUUUAUUAAAUAUGUUCUAGAAAGUGAAAAAGGAAAACAAUACAACCUUGUUGGUCAGGAAUUUUGGAUACGACAUCUGUUUAAUGGUUGACUUAUAAAUCUUACGGUAAAGGAAAGGAUACUUGUUCGGGCCUUGGUGGUGGGGUUAUGUGUUUGUAAAAUGUUCAUUGUUUUGUGUUUUGUUUCACUGUAAGUUGUUAAUGUAUUUAAAUAAAAAUUAAUUAUUAAAAAACGAAACCUAGAAUGCAUCUUGUAAUGAAGUACGAAUUUUGGUUUACAGAUGUUAUGUUUAAUUGUGUGUUUAUGUUUUAAAAAGGUAAGUAUUACAGUUAUUGCAUCUCAGCACUCAGAGGCUGGCUGCCAUGGAGAAGUAGGCGGAGCCAACUGCCGUUUAGUUGAAGAAAGUGCAGAGUUUAAAAAAGAAAGUCAGUCUGUGCUCUGAUGAGGCACAGGGAAGAUUGAUUCUAGGUUGAUGGGAUCAAGGAGACUCAAUUGUUCAUUUUGAGUCGGUUUUAAAUAAGUUUGGUGACUUAUUUAAUGUAGUCUGUGUCCUGGUAAGGCACAGAGAAUCUGUGAUAGUAUAUCACAGGGGUGACUGUGGUUUGAAGUCACUGGAUAGUCCAAGUUUCAGACUUUGGGAACCAAUCCCAGCUGGACUCACAGAGAUCCAUUGAAGUAACAGAAAGGAGCAGAGGAAUAGGUUUUAACUACUUUAAGUAAAAG